CGCGCGGCUCUCCGCGCAUGUUGCCGUGCAGCACGCGGCAUCGUCGAUCACUCGCUAUUGAAAGUCGGCUUCUGCUACUACGACGCGGCGCCCGAGUUCCAUGGCUCCUUAUCCCCGGCUGAGAUCGGCAGGACAGUCAAGGGGAUGCUCUUGAGGGGCUGCCGGCCUCCGUGGCUGCAAGUCGCGACGCCAUGCUUCCAGGACAUUGCCCACCACGAACGGCUGGUGUUGCAAACGCUGAGGUCCUGGGCGGCCGCAGGUUCCAUUUCCAGCAUCCAUUUGGACUGCUACAUAGCCCUCACACCCGACAUUACAUCUGCCAUUGCUGCCUUCAGCCCCAACCUGAACAACCUUAGCCUCUGGUGCGGCCCUUUCUCGGAAGAGGAGAGCUCCCAUGAACUAGCUCCCAUGGCGACCGUUCAAGCGCAGCCGGAAGACAUCGAGGCCGCAGGCGCACAGGCGCAGCGGCUUCUAGGACUUACGGGAUCCACGCUGGCGAAACUUGAGAUCCAGUUGUCGUACAAUUCGGAACACAUUUGGCCUCAGAGGGCCUUAUGCGG
Astrephomene gubernaculifera is the source of this 560-nucleotide messenger RNA. NCBI's taxonomy places the organism in Eukaryota, Viridiplantae, Chlorophyta, Chlorophyceae, Chlamydomonadales, Astrephomenaceae. The record is from the annotation of a GenBank genome assembly.